This is a messenger RNA of Passer montanus (Eurasian tree sparrow), 4054 nucleotides long. RefSeq names its product ataxin 7 like 2 (gene ATXN7L2). NCBI's taxonomy places the organism in Eukaryota, Metazoa, Chordata, Aves, Passeriformes, Passeridae. Bases 1414 to 4032 code for a protein of 872 amino acids. The transcript is spliced from 9 exons. The record is from RefSeq and is a predicted model, not a curated record.
GAAUGGGCACCCUGCACUGUGAUCCUGGCAUUGGGUAUGGGGCACCCUGCACUGUGAUCCUGGCACUGGGAAUGGGUGUCCUCUGCUGGAAACCAGACAUUGGGAAUGGGGCACCUUGUACUGGGCACCUGGAAUCUGGCACUGGGCAUCCACACCUGGCACCCAGUACUGAGAACUGGGCACCCAGCACUGAGCACUGGGAACUGGGAAUGGGCGCUUCCUGCACUGGGAAUGUGGCAUCUGGCACCAGGAAUCAGGACUGGGAACCUGGCACUGCAGAGCCAGACAUGGCACCUGGUACCAGGAACUGGGCACUGGGAGCAGGGCAUCCUGCACUGGACACCCAGCACUGAGAACUGGGAUGGGGCAUCCUACAGAAGCUGCCCAAACACUGGGAACCUUGCACAGGACACUGGGCACCUGGAACCGGGCACUAGGCAGCUGCUCUGGGCACUGGGAUUCAGGAACUGGCAGCAGGAUCUCUGCAGUAUGAACUGGGCACUGAUGUGGCACAGGCACCCCAGGCUGCCCACUGGGAGCCCUGUGCCCGUUAUUGGGUGCCCCAUCCUGGGUUCCAGUGGAAUCCAGUGGUCACUGGUGGGAGCAGAGCAGUAACUGCAGAGCCUGGACUGGGAGUUUGCUGCCACCAUUACCCCAGACAGGCAGGAGGUACUGGGAGCCCUGGUGGGGGACUGGGCAUCACGUGCUGGGCACUGGGACAUCCUGCUCUGGGAACUGGGCAGGGCACACUGGGAGCCAGGUGCUCCUUACUGGGAGCUCUGGAGUGUCCCAGUGGGCUCUCAGCACUGGGACUGGCUGUCCCAGACUGGGCACCAGCCAUGGUGCAUCUCAGUGGGGCUGGGUGCCCAGUGUGGCACAUCUGGAUGGCACUGGGCACCCAGUAUGGCAUAGCCAGGCAGGCAGGACUGGUUAUGCAGUGUGGCACAGCUGGAUGGAACUGGGUGCCCAGUAUGGCAUGGCCUGAUAGGACUGGGCAUGGCCUGGGCACCCAGUUUGGCACAGGUGGCCAGGUCACCACUGCCACUGGCUCAGUGGCCACCAGUGCCCCCAGAAGAGAGCCCAGGCACAGCCAGUGGAGCCACGAGUGUAUGGGAACCAGGGUGACCCAGGCGUGUCACAUCCUGGGACCAGGACGUUCCCAGGGGUGCCGUGUGCCAGGACGGGGAUGUCACACCCUAUCCAGGAUGGGGCUGUCCCCAAGGGUGUCCCAUCCCAGCACCACGGUGUCCCCAGGGAUGUUUCAUCCCAGGGCAAAUACGUCCCAAGGAUGUCACAUCCCAGGAGUGUCACAUCCCAUACUGGGAUGUCCCCAGGAACAUCCUGCUGGCACUGGGCUGUCAGGAUGGGGACCCUGGAGAUGGUGACACACCACAGGGCGACGUCACUCACAGGAUGAUCUGUCUCUCUGGUCUAAUUUUGUCUGGUUUAAUUGUUCCAGGAGCAGGAAUGCCAGGAGCACCCCUCUGUGGGAGCACCGGGACCGUCCGUGUGCCAGCCACUGACAGGAUUUUGUCUCUGGCAGGAUCAGGGUCAGAGCUGGAGGAGAAUGGCAAGAGUGGCAGCAAGAAACUGGACACCAUGACCCUGAUUAAGGAAGACAUGGACAUCUUCGGGCACUGCCCUGCGCACGACGAGUUCUACCUGGUGGUGUGCAACCACUGCAGCCAGGUGGUGAAGCCCCAGGCCUUCCAGAAGCACUGUGAACGCCGCCAUGGCCCCCUCAGCAAGCUCUAUGCCCGUGCCACCGCGUGCCACGUCGCCGUGAACGGGCAGCCGGUGCCUGGCAGGACGCCCGGGGCAGCCAAAGCCCUGCAGGAGAAGCUCCCUGGUGCCCGUGGCAGAGCCCAGCCCCUCCCUGAGCACACGGACAAGGACAACAACCUCUGCUUGUUUGUGCCCGUGGUGAACCUGGAGAAGAUUCCCAGCAUUCCCAAACCGGACGGGCACGGGAUCAAGGUGCCCCCCAAAGCCGUCCCCACCAACUCCAAGGAAUCCCUGGGGAAACCCGCGGCUGCCGCGGUGCCCAAAGAGCCCCCGGUGCCCGCCGGGGUCGGGGGGGAUUCCGCCAUGCCGGAGAGCGUCCCUGCUCCGGGGGACAAGGAUGUGGGGGCCCCCAAAGCGCCCCCCAGGUCCCACAGGAAGCUGGCGCGUAAGGAGUGUGACCUGAACCGGCAGUGUGGGGUGCGGAACCCCGACACCAACAAGCUCUGCACCCGCCUGCUGACCUGCAAGAUCCACUCGGUGCACCAGCGCCGGGAGGUGCAGGGCCGGGCCAAGGACUUUGACGUGCUGGUGGCCGAGCUCAAGGCCAGCACCCGCCGAGGGGACCCCCCGAAAGACAGGAGCCCCCCUGAGAAGGACCCACUGCACCCUGCCCUGCAGGACGCCCCCUCACUGCUGCAGCCCCUCAGUACCCCUCCCUGCCGAGCCAGGCUGUCCCACUGCUUGCACCCCCCCAGGGCCCGCCUUUCCUCUGCCAGUGACCCUGAGGAUGCUCCUGCCACCUCUGGGGAGGGGGGCACGGGAGGCCUCCCCCUCCCCCUGCCCAAGGGGGGCAGCCGCGUGUCCAGCGAGGAGAGCGAGGAGGAGGGGGGCGAGGAGCCCCCCCGGACCCCAGCGCGCCCACCACGGCCUCAGGCGUUCUGCACCUUCGGGAGCCGCCUGGUGACCCCGGGCUGUUACGUGUUCGACCGACGGCUGGACCGGUUCUGCGCCGCGCUGGGCUCCAUGCUGGAGCAGCACCUCAGUGCACACAGGUGGAGGAAGAUCCCUCCAGCCGUCGUCCCCCCUCUUCACCUCCCCGCAGCCCCCCCCAGCCCCGCUGCCCCCCUUUACGGCCCUGCAGCCCCCUCCCCGCCCCUGCGGCCCCUCCCGGCGGCGGGGGGCUGCCGGGUCCCCACCAGCCUCACCUACACCGUGGGGUCGCCCCCGGCGGCGGCCGCCUGCAGCCAGCCCGAGUGCGGGGGAGGGGGCACGCAGUCCAUCACCUCCCCCCUGCCCGCCAACACCCCCUCGCCCUCCUUCAGCAAACUGCCCCCCAGCAAGGCCAGCAGAUCCCCCCGGGCACGGGAGGCGGGCACGGACACGGAGCCCCGGCCCUGGCAGCCCCCCGCCACGGCCGGCAGCCCCCCCUACAAACGGACCUGUUUGGGGGACAGCGCCAAGGGCAAAAAUCAGGGCUUGGCUCCCCCCGGCAAGACGAAACUCGCCCCGCCGGCUUCGGCCUCCAUCGCCAUCCUCAACGGGACGGCGCGGGUGCGCCGGCCGCCCCCCGGCCAGCCCUGCCGUGCCCCCCCCGCUGCCCUGGACCCCCAAACGCCGCCGCUGCACGGGCUGGGGCUGGGGGGGCCUCCCCGGGGGCUCUCCGAGGAUGAGGUGAAGAAGCGCAAGAACGCGGCCACCUACUGCCGAGCCCUGAAGGCCAAAGCGCCCGCCCUGCCCGCGCCCCCCGGCCCCCCCGGCCCCGGCAGCUCCGGCUCGGGGGGCUCCAUCCGCAGGAAGAAGCCGGGGACGCCCCUGGGCUUCGAGGAGAAGAGGAGCGCCCUGAAGGUAGGGCUGGGGCCGGGGUGGGUGGUGACCCAAGGGGACCCCCCUGAGGGUCACUGGGACCAGCAGGGAGUGGGAACGGUGGGACUGGGGUCACUGGGCCCUGAGAGGUGCCCUGUGCUGGGGGGUCACCAUGGUCUGGAGGGGGAAAGCACCGGGACAUCCUGGUCUGUGGGGGACACCCGGUCCUGUAGGCGAGAUCUGUUCCUGUGGGGGGACACCCUCUCGUGUAGGGGACACCCUGUCCUCUGGGGGGACGCCCUGUCCUGUAGGGGACAUCCUGGUCUAUGGGGGGACACCCUGUCCUGUGAGGGAUACCCGGUCUUGUGGGAGGACACCCUGUCCCAUAGGGGACACCCUGUCCUAUGGGGGGACACCCGGUCCUGUGGAGGAACACCCAAUCCUGUAGGGCACACUGGUCCUGUAGGGGACACCCGAUCCUGUAGGGGACAUCCUGUCCUGUAGGGGACAUCCUGGUCUAUGGGGG